Molecule: messenger RNA, 1940 nt
Organism: Cuscuta campestris
Lineage: Eukaryota; Viridiplantae; Streptophyta; Magnoliopsida; Solanales; Convolvulaceae
Source: the annotation of a GenBank genome assembly
GCAGCUGGCAAUGACGGACAGGCGGUCCCAGAGGGGGAGCCUGAGCACGUGAGCGUGCACACUGAAGCGUCGAGCUUCACACCUCAGCAGGCCUCUGAGCAGGCGGUCCCGGGCGUGGGCCCUAUACCGGAAGCCAUCCCUAUAGUCCAGCCGUAGUUCGCGGCUAACUUCAUGAACUUCCUCCAGCAGAUGGCUGGAGCUUACGUGCCUUCACCGCCACCACCGCCGCCACCAGUGGCGGUGGUCACUAUCGAGAAACUCUGGAAGAAUGGAGCUGAGGAAUUCUUGGGCGAUCAGAUUGCCGACCCCAUGAUUGCCAAACGGUGGUUUGAGCGAACCAUCCGAGUGUUGGGGAACGUGAGGGUUCCACAAGAGCAGCGUGGCGACCUCGCAGUCGCAUUACUUCAGGAUUCCGCCUACGACUGGUGGAAGCGUGUGGGAGCAGGCGUCCCGGAGCCCGUGCAGUGGGCCACAUUUGACCGACUCUUCCACGAAGAGUACAUCCCUGAGCACUUCGUCGAGGCGAAGCGGGAGGAGUUUUUGAAGUUCACCCAGGGUGAACUCACACUGCCUGACCACCCAGGAGAGUGUUGGUACACUCUUGGCCUGUGCCUUGGGUGUGGCCAGGCCGGUCAUUUCCGAAAAGAUUGUCCGAAGAAUCCGGGUGAGGCAUUCUCGACCGCACCAGCCGCUCCAGCCCCAGCAGCGCAGCCCGCCCAGAGUCAGAAGUCGGCGGCAGCAUCUAGCCAGCCCAAACGGCAGGCAUCUGGCGCUCAGGCGGGGAAGGCCCGUACUUACGCAAUGCGAGGGCGUACCGAGCAGCCCGCCCAUGACGUCAUCAUGGGUAUGUUCACCUUAUUCGAUACAUCUAUUACAGCUUUGAUUGAUCCGGGUUCCACUUUAUCAUAUGUUUAUAUGCCUAUGCCUGUUAUGCCUAACAUUCCGAGGGAAAAUUUAGACAAUCCGGUUUUAGUGUCCAACCCAUUGGGACACAGUCUACGACUCACCCAUGUGUAUCAUGAUUGCCCAUUAGUGGUCCGGGGAAAAAUUUUCCCUGCGAGUCUCAUUGAGCUUCCACAUCGUGAGUUUGACGUUAUUCUGGGCAUGGAUUGGCUCACCGCCAACCAAGCCGUUGUUGAAUAUGGAGUUCAUACUGUUCGACUGAGAGCCGAAGACGGUAGUGACGUACUGAUCCAUGGUGAGCUUCUUCCGAAAGCUCAAGAAUUCAUUUCCUACAUUCAUGCUCGUCGACUCAUUCGCAAGAACUGUGAAGCAUUCUUGUGCACAGUGCGUGACACUUGUCAGGAGGUGCCUGGUAGGGGGGAUAUCCCUACGAAACGCAAACGGAUUUCAAUUCGGACCCGUUUGGGGGAAAAACGCGUACCGUUCAGCAGCAGCACCAAGGGGAAUUCUGGUAGUAGACGCGGAGGAGGGAGAGAGGGAAGUGCACGUGUGAAGCAGGCCGUUCGUCCGUUGUCCGUUCAUUAGCACCAUUCGUUCAUCUCGUUCCAUCAAUCCCUCCAUUUAGAGAUAAAUAUUUUACUAUAUAUUUAUUACUCCCAAAGUAGUAUUAUUAUAGUUUUUACUAUCCUAUAUUAAACUUGCUAGCACAAGUUUAAUCUUGGACUCCGGAGCAAGUUCGUGUGGAUACGUUGGAGGCUUCAUACGUUUGGCGCUACGUUCAUCUCCUCAAAACCAUCCCCGACCGUUCCUCCGUUCUCCGUUUUCACCGUUAAGGUAAAUUUCUUACUAUAGCUAGUAAUUUACGUAAGUUGUUCUUGGUUGGAAUCGAGUUUUGGACUAUAAAUUUUUGUUUUCCGCUGCGUUAUCCAAGCCUCGUUUCCCUACAGUGGUAUCAGAGCCGGCUUACGAAGUUACUAGUUUAGUAGUUUUUACCGUUAUUGUUUUUGUAAAUUAGUCAAUAAAUUUUGGAGACAAAA